AUGUCCGACGAUGAAGAUAUGAUGUAUGAUGAUGAUGAAUAUUUUGAUGAUGAUGAAGAUCAAGAUCAAAAUGAUAGUGAAUCAGAGGGUGUAGAAAUUGAAAAUCAAUAUUACAACUCAAAAGGUUUAAUUGAUGAAUCAAUUCCAGAUGCAAUUAAAAGUUAUGAAAAAGUUGUUGAUUUAGAAAAUGGUGAAAAGGGUGAAUGGGGUUUCAAAGCAUUGAAAAAGAUAACAAAAUUAUAUUUCCGUAUUGGAGAUUUCGAUAAUAUGUUGGAAAGUUUUAAAAAAUUCCUUCCAUACACUAAAUCAUCGGCAAGUAGUAAUUAUAUUGAAAAGGGUAUCAAUUCAGUUUUAGAUAUGGUUUCUUCAAGUAAUACAAUUGAAUUAGAUAUGAUUCAAAAAGUUUUCGAUUUAACUUUAAAAUCAUUAUUGGAUACUAAAAAUGAGAGAGUUUGGUUUAGAACAAAUCUUAAAUUAGCAAAAUUAUUAUUUGAAAAAGCAGAAUAUGGUCGUUUAGCAAAGAUUUUAAGAGAUUUACAUAAAUCAUGUGAAUUAGAGGAUGGUACUGAUGAUCAAAAGAAAGGUAGUCAAUUGGUUGAUAUUUAUGCUUUAGAGAUUCAAAUGUAUACAGAAACCAAAAACAAUAAGAAAUUAAAAGAUUUGUAUAAAAAAGCACUUGAAAUCAAGAGUGCCAUUCCUCAUCCACGUAUUAUGGGUAUCAUUAGAGAAUGUGGUGGUAAAAUGCACAUGGCUGAAAAAGAAUGGGAAAAAGCACAUACAGACUUUUUUGAAGCUUUCAAAAAUUAUGAUGAAGCUGGUAACUCUAGAAGAAUUCAAUGUCUUAAAUAUUUAGUUUUAGCAUGUAUGUUAAUGCUUUCAACUAUUAAUCCAUUUGAUUCAACUGAAGCAAAACCAUAUAAAAAUGAUCCAGAUAUUUUAGCAAUGACAAAUUUAGUUAUGGCUUAUGAAAAGAAUGAUAUUUAUGCAUUUGAAAAGAUCUUAAAAGAUAAUCGUAAAACUAUUAUGGAUGAUCCAUUCAUUAGAAUGUACAUUGAAGAUUUAUUAAGAAACAUUAGAACUCAAGUCCUUUUGAAACUUUUGAAACCAUACACUAGAAUUAGAAUUUCAUUCAUCUCUAAAGAAUUGAAUAUUCCAUCCAGUGAUGUAGAGUCUCUUUUAGUUUCUUUGAUCCUUGAUAAUAAGAUUAGAGGUUCAAUUGAUCAAGUAAAUCAACAGUUAGAACUUGAUACUGCUAAAUCUUCUGCUUAUUGGAAAUAUACUUCAAUUCAUAAAUGGGCAAAUCAAAUCGGUCAACUUAAUGGUGGUAUAAAUAAUAAAUUAGUUUCUUAA
Molecule: messenger RNA, 1350 nt
Organism: Dictyostelium discoideum AX4
Lineage: Eukaryota; Evosea; Eumycetozoa; Dictyosteliales; Dictyosteliaceae
Gene: CSN2
Product: proteasome component region PCI domain-containing protein
Exons: 4
Coding region: 1-1350 (449 amino acids)
Source: RefSeq, a predicted model, not a curated record